This is a messenger RNA of Alternaria metachromatica, 867 nucleotides long. RefSeq lists its product as uncharacterized. The transcript has 2 exons. The record is from RefSeq and is a predicted model, not a curated record. Bases 1 to 867 code for a protein of 288 amino acids. Lineage: Eukaryota; Fungi; Ascomycota; Dothideomycetes; Pleosporales; Pleosporaceae.
AUGGCGCCAGCUACCGUCUCGACGCCGCAGAAGCGCAAAGCUUCACUCUCGCACGCCUCGGCCUCGGCUAAGCGUACCCGCUCCGUCUCGAUAUCCGUCAAGGUCACCCACACGGCCACCGAUGAUGGCCCCGGCAGCCCAGAUCUUCCUGUCGUACUCAAAAACCCACAAGCGUGUCUUGGUGGUAUACCGGAAGAGCUUCUACUGAAGAUCAUGGAGCAUGUGAAGGAAGUCGGCCGUGACGGCGCACUCUCGAAGCUGUGUCGUACAGAUAAGCUCUGCAAGCGAAUCGCGGAGGUGGUGAUGUACAAGACCUUACGCGCCGUGAGCUCUACCAGGCACUACAAAAAGGCGGCGGCGAUUGCCAGCAACCAUCUCCUCUCCAGGCACAUCCGCGAAAUCAGUAUCUUCUUCGGCGGGAAGCCCGUCAACAAGGAUGCAUGCAACAAGAUCUUGGCCAACGCUCACGACAUCCAAGCGUUCAACGUGACGGAGACAUAUGACCGGCCCGAGGAUACACCGAAAUGGUUGCAGAUGUUGAACAGCGCUGUUGCGCGACCCGUCGGUGGUCAUGUCAAUCGAUUUGCUAAGCUCAAGGAGCUCAAUAUUGCUUCCCGCCACCUCUCAGUGGAGGAGCUUUCCUGUGUGUUCCGUCUUCCCUCCCUCGAAACGCUUAUCCUCUGGGAGAUAUGUCAAACAACACCUGUUGAGAACUGGUCGGUCCCCGAGUCGAGUAGCUCAAUCCGGAAACUUCACCUGGUUCAUGCAAUGAUGGACAUUUCUGUUGUCGCACAAAUGCUCCUCACGCUCAAGGCCCUCCACAGCUUUCGAUACCACCGCAGUACCGGGAGACCUGGUGUAUCCUAA